AUGGCUGAGCUGCUGUGGCGAUGUGAUCUUUGUUCGGACCUGGUUCUCCAUAGGAUGAUUAGCAAGCACUUGCAAGAAGGUCACAACUUUCCCGAUGGUGAAGCUCAGCAAGUGGAAACAGACAUUGCAAUUGAAACUGCCUCAAAUAGCAGUGGUCCUGUCAAUUCUCUAGUAACCUGUCCCUCAUGCGGAGUGGAAGUUCUGGAUCAUGUGGGUCUGGCAAGACAUUGUGAACACCGUCACAGAGAGGACAGCAGUUAUAGCGAACCACAAGAUUAUUCAGUGUUCACCGCGCAUUUUUCAACGUUUCAGAAAUAUGAGGAGUGGUUGGUGGAGGAGUGUGAUCGCACAUGUACACGGUUCAUUGAUCAUACUAAAUAUGGUGGAGCGUUGUUUCACCUGAGGUGUAACCGAGGAGAUGACGAUCCAUGCGAAAAGCAGAGAACAAUAUGCUCUUGUUUUCUGAAUGUACGCAUCAGCGGGAUCGGUCCAAUCAUUGUUCAUGGAUGCUUCGGUCAUAUUGGUCACAAAGUUGAUGUCUCACUACGUAGUUUAACUUUUGAUGAGGAAUUGUUCCUUAAAACUCUUUUAGAAGAGUAUUCAAUGGAUCAUGUACUUGCAUUGCUCAAACGAGAUUUUUCUUUGAAAGCUUCACGGCUUGCCCAAGUCACUCGAGAAGAUCUGUGCGACAUCUUGAAGAAAUACCAACUUAUUCCUAUUUCAUGUGAACCUAUGGAGGGCUCAGAGGCCUGCAUAGAGGAAAGCAAAUUUCUUCAUGAAACGGUUGUAGAUGAGGAGUCUCAAUAUUGCAGUCUUGAACUGGAUGUUCCUGAUGAGGAACUGCGCGAACCGGAGAACAAUGGUUCAGAAAGAUCGAACAAUUUGUCGUCAACCUCACAGCAGACUGCAGCAUUCAUAGGGGGAUGGGAACAACAGAAUUCGAGUGAUAUGAUUGAUAACGAAUUCUUUGAUGAUACAAGAGGAACUUCGAUGACAGAGUCGCUUUCGCCAGAAGAGAAGCAGUUUUCAAAAGGGCAUAGCGUAAAACCAGAGACGAACGACUCUACAGAGGAUGAAAAUUCCAAGCCCUCUCGAUCGCAAGUUGAUGAAACGACGAGCGCUUGCGCGGAAAGCGAGCGAAUCAUGAUGGCGUUUUUAUCAAAUAGAAAGCGUUGGAGGUGUUACCUAUGCUCUAGAGUGAUGGUCCGAAGGUUUAUACAAACGCAUCUGAUAGGUAUUCACAAACUUACACAAGAGCAACUCGAACAAGUCCUUUUGGAUCUUGCAAGAGGAGAAAUUGAGGAGAUUCAAAAAGCCAAAAGAACCACGAUGCGGUGUCCUGUUUGCGAAGAAAAGGUCAAAAAUCAUUUUGCACUAGCAGUGCACUGUGAUAAGUUCCACAGAGAUAGUGGGGCUGACGGUCAGCCGCAAGACUAUACUGUAUUCAAGAAGAGCUUCGGAUCGAAUGCUGUUUUUGAGGAAUGGCUGAGCGAACUGUGUGAGCGGACGACUACGAGCUUGAUACGUCGAAAUGUUAAAGGAUGCCACACUGUUGAUGUCACUCUCCUACGUCUCAACCAAACUCAAGUGCUACUUCUCAAACGUCUUCUGGAAGAGUACUCCGUAAAUCAUAUUAUCAGAUUACUGAAAGAACAGUACCCAACGAAAACUUCAAGGCUUGCCCACGUUACUCUAAAAGAUCUGCAAAAUGUUGCGAAAAGAUAUGGACUCAAGGUCACAGAGUACGACGAAUGCUGCAAUGAGCCUAAUGAUGAGCUGCCUGUUGAUCAAGCAGAGGACAAGAUACUUCGUGGAGGCCACGUUUCGCAGCAAAGGAAGGUUGGAAACUGCAAGGCAGGCGACCUCGUUUCGGAUGGUUCACAAAACAGUGCCGUUGUAAGAGAAAGGACCUCGUUAAACGUCACACUGCUGGAAGGCGCAGAAAGGUUGGCUAUAGUUAUAGAGAUCAGAGGCCAAUGGGAGAGGGACAGCCAGCUGGAUCGGUCAAGGAAACGUUUCAUAUGCUGUCCCGUUUGUGGAGAGGCGACUUCGGAUCCGUUGAGUCUAGCGAAGCAUUGCGACAAAGUGCACAAAAGUGAUGGAGCUGAAGGGGAGCCGCAAGACUAUACCAUUCAAAAUGUUACUUGCGAUACGUAUACAGAAUUUGAGAAAUGGCUUACGGAGCAGUGCGAUCGUACAUGCACGACUUUUCUACGGCGUUCCAGUCGGCCGCUUCCAGGAGGAGGAACUUCACAUACGUUGAGAUGUCACAGAGCUGUAUCUUCUGCGGGCAGUGGUUUGAGAAGGUUAAGGCCAAGCAAGAAACCGAACGAGAUGUGUUCAUGUUAUUUGAACGUACGCGUGGACAAAAAUGGAGUGGUUACUGCCCAAGGAUGUUUUGGCCAUGUUGGUCACAAAGUCGAAGUGACUCUUUUCCGUCUAUCUAAUGAACAAGAAAUGUUCUUGAAGGGACUUUUGGAAGUGCAUUCCAUCGACUUUGUUUUGGACCAGUUGAAGCAAGACUUCCCCUCAAAGAACUCACGGCUCUAUCAUAUUACUCGCGAUGAGUUGAGGAAUAUUCUGCAUCGACACAAAAUUACUCCCGUCCCCCACGAAAGUCACUAUGGGGGCUUAUCAUUAGUAAAUGAGGAAAACAACAGUCAAUCAGAUUGCAAUGUAACAACGAAUCGCAGUAAUGAGCUGUGUCACACUAACAAAAGCACGGCUUCCGAGGGAUCAGAAGAUUCAAAGGAUCUCCAGGGAGAGGUGCCGGUGAUGCACUGUAUCACUUCAGACAUGCAAACGGUUGAAACUGAUGCUUUACUAUUCUCUGACGACAAGCCCGAAAUCUUCCCCGAAAUUAUGGACUCGUCAUGUUCGCAAGAAGAAUCGUUGUCGCAAAACCUCUCAAAUUUACCUGUCAAAGGCGAUGCCAUCGAUUCUUUAUCGGAACUACCAGAGCACCAGUCUUCAGCUACGUCUUCAUCUUCGACUUCUCAUUCAUCCAUUGAAUUUCAAGAGAAGGGGGAGCAAAUCCCCCAAAAAGAACUCUGGCGCUGUGAUAUUUGCUCGAAGACGAUGUUACUGAAGAACUUGUACAUUCAUCUACGGAGAGUUCACGCUUACACAAGAGAAAGUGUUAACGAAGUUAGAGCUUACGUAGUACGAGAAGAGCGCAGAGCAAAUCGCUUCCCUGAAGCUCCGCGAAUGUACUGUCCUAUAUGUGGAGUAGUUGUCUUCGACCAUGUUGUUCUAGCCAAACAUUGUGCCACUUUUCACAGCAACGACGGGGCUGGUGGCGAUCCGCAAGACUACACGGUGUUUACCAAAUGUAGUAGGGCUGGUCGAUAUGUCUGUGGUGCAACAAAAAGGCUUAAACCGACCAAAAAACAGACCAAAAACUGCUCGUGUUUUCUGAAUGUGCGUGUUGACGAGUGCGGAACAGUUUCUGUGAUUGGAUGUUUUGGUCAUGUUGGUCACAAAGUGGACGCUGCUCUCAUACGUUUAACAAAUAAGCAAGAAAUGUUUCUCAAAAACCUCUUGGAAGUGUACCCAAUAGGUGAUAUCCUUUUGCACCUGAAAAAGGACUACCCAGCAAAAACGUCACGGCUCCAUCAUGUUUCUCGAGCUGAGCUAAAAAAUCUUAUGAAGAAAUAUCAGCUCAAACCGGUUCCUUAUGAUAACGUUGAAAGACAGAUUUAUAGAAUGAACGGAGAAAACUAUUCCUCCACAGAAACUGUAGAGGAGCAAACCAGUGAGGCCAGCCCCGUCAGCAAGGCUUAUACCUUCGAGCGCAAUCCACAAGCUUCUUUCUAUACAGUGAGCAUAGCUGAGAAAGAGCUAGUACAAGGACCUGUGAUGAGAGUCUCGUGUCAUGACCGCGAUCGAGACAAGAUGGUCUCGUCUAGUGCCGAUCUAUGGCGAUGUACUUUGUGCAGAAAAGCGCUAGUUAGAAAAAGACUCUAUGCACAUUUACAAAACGUUCACAAUUUUACUAAAGAAGAGGUCGAAAUGGUGAAACGUGAUGUGGCAUUGGAAGCGAACUCGACAAGAGAAAAUAACCAAAAAUGGAAAGUAUCCUGUCCAGAAUGCGAUGAGAAGCUUCCGGAUCAUUUGAAUUUGGCAGUGCAUUGCGACAGAUUUCAUAAAGACUAUAAAGGCUGUGGACAAUCGCAAGACUACAGAGUAUUUACCACCACUUUCAACUCAUAUGCUGAAUUUCAGAUAUGGCUCAGUAGUGAAAGUGAACGCACGUGUACUAGUUUGUUUCGUCGAUCAACUUCACUGAAAGGAAAUACAUUUACUUUAAGAUGCCACAGAGCUGGAAGGUACAAGCCAAAACAACGAGUCCGUACACACGCAAGCAAGAAACAGACGAAAAACUGUUCAUGUUACUUGAAUGUACGCAUAGACGAUGAUGGGGUGGUCAGUGUUGAGGGAUGCUUCGGUCAUAUUGGGCAUAAACUGGAAGUAUCCCUUCUCCGUCUAUCGGCUAUGCAGGAGCUAUUUCUCAAGGAUCUUCUGGAAAAAUACUCCAUGGAUUCCAUUCUCCAGCGAUUACAACUUGAAUAUUCCUCAAAAACAUCGCGGCUCGGGUUUGUUGAUCGGAAGGAUUUGUGGAACAUUGCGUACAGGUAUCAUAUUACCCCAGUACCAAAUGAUGGUGGCUGCCCGGAGCACUCUACGUGCGAACAAAACCGUUCUACUAGUACCGUAGUGGAAGAGCGAGAUUGUGACACCAGUACUUCUUUUGCGGAGCAUUCAUCUGAGCAUCAUGAGACGGAUACGGAAGACUCACGAAGUUCCACAAUGUCUGAAGCAUCCGAACAUUUCUCUGAGAAGGAUGACGACUCAUCACUCCACGAAAAACAUCAGGAAGCUGUUGGCUCUUCGGGAGGAAGUGCUCCUACUAAGCUCGUUCCUAUGACGGGAACGACUUUAUCGCAGAAGGCUUCAGCGUCUACCACAACUGCCAAUAACCGCAGUGAAGCCCCUUCGGUGACUAAUCGUCUUUGUGGAGCACCACCUCUCUCCUCCAUGUCACGAAGGAUUGUAGUACCUUCGAAGAGGCUUGAACCGCCCCAUUCAAUAAGUCUGGCAGAUGGACAACGUUCACAUGGACAAGGAUCCUCAUAUCUGCCUUCAGUGGGGACUGUAGCGCAACCUAGGCGGCAGGAAAAACUGUGUCCCCCAAGAAUAGCAGAUGAGUAUCAUCCUGAACUAACGCCUUUGCCCCCUCCUUCGAGGUUUACUACAGUGUCAUUAAGUAGGCUGGAACCGCCACAUUCGAUUAGCCUCACAGAUGAGCAUCGUCCUGUACCAAAUGCCUCGUCCCUUCCAUUACAGAGGAGAGUCGUGCCGAUCACACGGCAGAGCGACUCAGAUAGGACAAGAAUCGAAGAGGAACAUCAUUAUUGCAUGAAAAGUUUGCCAUCAACUUCACAAUCGACCAUAAGACUGCCAGUGAAACAAGGACAGCGAAAUCCUGUGAAGGGGCCCCCUCAGAGACAUAUCACAAUUGAUACUGAGGGAAUGUUCAGCGAACUGGGAGGGAAGCAGAACAACGUUGAUCUGCGAGGUGAACCACAAAUUGAAGAUUCAGAAAAGACGGAGCCAUCGCCGCAGAAAAAAGUCCCACCACGAGAAGAGCUUUGGCGAUGCAAACUUUGUAAGAGAGUGAUGCUCAGAAAGAGCCUCUACAUUCAUUUGCAAAAAGUUCACAAUUUCAACAAGGAACAGCUCGAAAGCGUGAAGCGCGAUAUCGCUCAGGAAAUGGCUUCGUAUGACGAACAAGGAAAUGCUCGUGUAACAUGUCCGAUAUGUGGAGAAAAGCUUUUGAAUCAUGCAGGUUUGGCAGCACAUUGUGAAAGAGAUCAUCAAAAUGAUGGAGCUGAAGGCGAACCACAAGAUUACAGGCUAUUUACAGUGACAUUCAAUUCUCGUGAUGAAUUUGAGCUUUUUGGAGUGAUUGUAAGCGAUAUGACGACAUGUGUAAUACAUUCGAAAGCUGCUAUGACGAGGGACGCCGGUCUUGUCACUGCCCUUGGAUGUUUUGGACACGCUGGUCACAAGAUUGACGUGGCUCUCCUACGGUUGACAUCCUCACAGGAGCAAUUUCUUAGAGGACUUUUGGAAGUGUACUCCAUGGAUAGUAUUUUGGAUCAAUUGAAGAUGGAUUAUUCGCCGAAAACUUCUAAACUCUACCACGUUACUCGUUGUGACCUUUGGAACAUCGUCAACAAAUACAAUAUUCCCACACCUCUGAAAGGCUCAAGAAAAAAGAGACAGGGGACCGCAGUUGACAAGAAGACUUCAGCGAAAAAGGUUAGAAAUAAUGAAAUUACUGAGCCGCGUGAAAUUACUUAUACAUGUUUAUGA
Molecule: messenger RNA, 6378 nt
Organism: Haemonchus placei
Lineage: Eukaryota; Metazoa; Nematoda; Chromadorea; Rhabditida; Trichostrongylidae
Source: the annotation of a GenBank genome assembly